Messenger RNA from Vitis riparia (riverbank grape), 1009 nucleotides. Its product is annotated as endo-1,3;1,4-beta-D-glucanase-like. The transcript has 7 exons. Gene Ontology annotation, molecular function: hydrolase activity. Bases 83 to 802 code for a protein of 239 amino acids. The record is from RefSeq and is a predicted model, not a curated record. NCBI's taxonomy places the organism in Eukaryota, Viridiplantae, Streptophyta, Magnoliopsida, Vitales, Vitaceae.
AGACUGUAUCUGGAAGGCUCUGUCCUUCGAUUCUCCUGUUUGUCUGUGUAUACUUGGUGUGUACUUCGGAAGCAAGAAAGCAAUGUCAGGGCCUCAGUGCUGCGAGCAUCCGCCAAGCCUGAACCCCAACAGCGGAUCGGGCCAUGUGGAACAACUUGGAGGCCUUUCCUGUUAUAUUGCUGGCUCUCCUCAUUCCAAGCUCGCUAUUCUUCUGGUUUCUGACAUCUAUGGAUAUGAAGCUCCAAACUUCAGGAAGCUUGCAGACAAAGUUUCAGCUGCUGGAUUCUAUGUGGUGGCUCCAGACUUCUUGUAUGGGGAUCCAUAUGUGCCUGAUAAGGCUGAGAGGCCUUUACCUGUCUGGAUAAAAGAUCAUGGCAUGGAUAAAGGUUUUGAAGACACAAAGCCUGUCAUUGAAGCUCUUAAAAGUAAAGGUGUAUCUGCAAUUGGAGCUGCAGGCUUUUGCUGGGGUGCCAAGGUGGUUGUCGAACUUGCAAAGUCUGGUUAUAUCCAAGCUGCAGUGCUGUUACAUCCUUCAUUUGUUUCUUUGGAUGAUAUCAAGGGGGUUAAAGUUCCCACUGCAGUCUUGGGGGCUGAGAUUGACCAGAUGUCUCCACCGGCACUCGUGAAACAGUUUGAGGAGAUUUUAACAGCCAAACCAGGGGUUGAUGGCUUUGUGAAGAUAUUCCCAGGAGUUGCACAUGGGUGGACAGUGAGGUACAAUGCUGAAGAUGCAGGGGCUGUGAAGUGUGCUGAAGAGGCUCAUCAGGACAUGCUGGGUUGGUUUUCUAAGUAUGUCAAGUAAGAGCAUGGUUAAAUGUUGAUCUAUGUGUAAUUCCUAGUCUUCCACCAUUACAACUUGCUAGAGACAAUAGACAUCUGAAUCCUAUGGAGUGUGAUUAUCUUUAAGGUUUGAAGAAGAAAAAAACUACAAGAACACAUAUAAAAUAAUAUUGCAUCAUCAUCUAAAGAUAUGGCUUUAACCGAGUAAAGUGGUGUGCAAUUAUACUUU